Molecule: messenger RNA, 1911 nt
Organism: Xiphias gladius (swordfish)
Lineage: Eukaryota; Metazoa; Chordata; Actinopteri; Istiophoriformes; Xiphiidae
Gene: vwa1
Product: von Willebrand factor A domain containing 1
Exons: 6
Coding region: 276-1832 (518 amino acids)
Molecular function (GO): protein binding
Source: RefSeq, a predicted model, not a curated record
ACUUUGCGCACACCGACCGAAACAUUUGACUUUAGUCAAGUUUAGCUUCCAGCGUCUCCACUUACCGACUGGUUGACCAUGUUCAACCAAGCAGAAGGAGAAGACGUAGAAUAGAGGGGCCGGACUGGAUGUGACUCAUGUGAAUUAUGCCUCUGUAGGUGAUUUACUGACUGGGAGUGCGCUCCUCCGGGCUGUGGUGAAUAUAUGGUUGGCUCGAACAGCCGCAACAUUUGUGUCACAAUUUGCUUCGGUGGAACUAGUUCGUACCCGCUGCGAUGGAGAGCCGCACGUUGUUGACAUGGAUUCUGUCGUGUUUGCUCCUGCGGCCGUCGGCUGCACAGAACCCCGCACCUGUAGGAGUGCUGAACUGCUGUGAGGGUGAUGUCCUGUUCCUACUGGAUUCCUCGGGGAGCGUGUCGUCCUACGAACACUCCCGCAUGCUCACUUUCCUGUCUGAGCUCCUCGUCCCCUUCUCGCUGGGAGACGACCAGGUGAGGGUAGGACUUCUGCAGGUGGGCACCCAACCACGCCUCGAGUUUGGCUUUGACACCUUUAGCACGCAAAGUGGCCUCCAGGGGGCUUUGAAAAACAUCAAACCUCUCAGGGGGGAUACCAACACUGUGGAGGCACUGAAAAUGGCGAAAGACUGGGUGCUGAGACCUGGAACGGCAGACGGGGCCCGGGUGGGACUCCCAAGAGUGCUGGUGUGGUUGACGGAUGGGGUAAAACCAGGGGAUGUGAUUGGACCAAUGGCUAAGCUGCGGGAGGAGGGCGUGGCUGUGCUGGUGGUCUCCACUGGGCAUGGCAACUAUCAAGUGUUGAGGGAGGUGGUGAGCCCACCUGUGGUAAACCACCUGUACUUUGUGGACAUCGAUGAUAUGACCAUCAUCACUGAGGACCUGCGGGAUGCCAUCAUUGAGAUAAUCCGUGCCGAACGAAUCCACGUCAGUGAUGUCUCCACCAACUCUGCCACACUCCACUGGAGACCUGUUCUCUCUGGUUCGACGGGCUACUACGAGAUCCGCUUUGGUCCGGUCCUGACGGGAGGCAAUGGAGGUGGCGAAGGAGGUGGAACUGGGACCAGUCCGAGCACCGGUGGUAGUCAUUACCAGAGACUUACCCAAUCUGCCGACUCCAGCACUGCCAGACUAACAGGCCUGAAGCCUGACACCACCUAUUCUGCCAUACUGACCCCAGAGUCCAAUGAACAAGCGUUUAACACACUCUUUGUCACCUUCACAACAAAGCCAGAGUCGCUCAGCCCAGCUGUGGUAAUUGUCUCUGAGUUGGGAAAAACCAGUGUUCGGGUGAGUUGGGGUCCUCUUCAGCCAGAGACAGUCACAAGUUACUACAUCGAAUACUCCGCCCUGCCCAGGGGCAAGCUCCAGGCUGUCACAGUGGGCAGAACGCAAAACUCUACUCUCCUCAGAGACCUACAUCCAGAUACCACCUACUUGGUCACCGUUACCGCCCGGCACGCCUCGGGCAAGGAGACAGCCAUGUCUGUCAAAGUGUGUACUCAAGAAGUGACUCCAGCCCUGGCAGACCUCCAACUGACCACAGUGGGCAGUGACUCAGUGCAGGUGGAUUGGAAGGGCAGUGUAGCUGGUUUGAGGGGCUACUGGCUCACCUGGGAGGGACAGCAAAGCUCUGUCCCUGGCCAGCGCUCCUCCCUCUAUUUCCCACCCGACUCUUUUUCAACGCGCCUCACACACCUUCCCCCAUCAGCUAGAGUGUGUGUGUCACCCAUAUACCGGACGGCGCGGGGGGAGGGACUGUGUUGCACGGCACAGUUUCAUUCAGAUACAUUAGCAUAUGGCUACCAAUCAUAGCACUCCUGAACUGCAAGUGCACCUUACCAAACAUGGAGGGGCGAUGGUGAGAAGAAUGCUGACUUUCAUUCGUUAUUCU